Messenger RNA from Lutra lutra (Eurasian river otter), 2776 nucleotides. RefSeq names its product nudix hydrolase 12 (gene NUDT12). Gene Ontology annotation, cellular component: cytosol. Lineage: Eukaryota; Metazoa; Chordata; Mammalia; Carnivora; Mustelidae. Gene Ontology annotation, molecular function: protein binding; metal ion binding; NADH pyrophosphatase activity. The record is from RefSeq and is a predicted model, not a curated record. The transcript is spliced from 7 exons. Gene Ontology annotation, biological process: NADP+ catabolic process; NAD+ catabolic process. Bases 184 to 1572 code for a protein of 462 amino acids.
UUCUCAGUACUUUUUGAUCUCAGCGCUGUUGGCCUGGCCAUGCUGGGUUGUUAGGCGCAGCCUCGGGAUGCGGUGAGGGUGCAGGCGCGGGAGCUAUGGGCUCGUAGCCCGGCUUCACAGAGAGGGCAGGGCAUAACGCCUGUAGGCUGCUGUGGCCUUUGCAGCCCAGUCUCUGAGGAAGAAAUGUCUUCUAUAAAAAGAAGCCCAAAGGAAGAAAUAAUUUCCCAGUUUCACUAUUCAGCAGCAGAAGGAGAUAUUGCCAUGUUAACAGUAAUCCUCAGUCAUUCUCCAUCUCUUCUCAAUGAAACGUCUGAAAAUGGCUGGACUGCUUUAAUGUAUGCUGCAAGAAAUGGGCACCCAGAUGUUGUCCAAUUUCUACUUGAGAAAGGGUGUGACAGAUCCAUUGUCAAUAAAUCAAGGCAGACUGCACUGGAUAUUGCUAAAUUUUGGGGUUAUAAGCAUAUAGCUAAUUUACUAGCUAAUGCUAAAGGUGGGAUGAAGCCUUGGUUCCUAACUAAUGAAGUGGAAGAUUGUGAAAAUUAUUUUAGCAGAACACUAUUAGACCGAAAAAGUGAAAAAAGAAAUAAUUCUGACUGGCUACUAGCUAAAGAAAGCCAUCCAGCCACAGUUUAUAUCCUUUUCUCAGACUUAAAUCCCUUGGUUACUCUAGGUGGCAAUAAAGAAAGUUUCCAACAGCCAGAAGUCAGGCUUUGUCAGCUGAACUACACAGAUAUAAAAAAUUAUUUGGGUCAGCGUGAAAAGAUCACCUUGAUUUUUCUUGGAGUAGAACUUGAAAUGAAAAAAGAAUCAUUUAAUUAUGCUGGAGAAGUCCCAAGAGAAGAAGAAGAUGGGUUGGUUGCCUGGUUUGCUCUAGGUAUAGAUCCUGUUGCUGCUGAAGAAUUUAAGCAAAGACAUGAAAAUUGUUAUUUUCUUCAUCCUCCGAUGCCAGCUCUUCUGCAAUUGAAAGAAAAAGAAGCUGGGGUUGUAGCCCAAGCAAGAUCUGUUCUUGCCUGGCACAGUCGAUAUAAGUUCUGCCCAACCUGUGGAAGUGCAACUAAAAUUGAAGAAGGUGGCUACAAAAGAGUCUGCUUAAAAGAAGACUGCCCUAGCCUCCAUGGUGUUCACAAUACAUCAUAUCCAAGAGUUGAUCCAGUAGUAAUCAUGCAAGUUAUUCAUCCAGAUGGGACCAAAUGUCUUUUAGGCAGGCAGAAAAGAUUUCCCCCAGGAAUGUUUACUUGCCUUGCUGGAUUUAUUGAACCUGGAGAGACAAUAGAAGAUGCUGUUCGGAGAGAAGUAGAAGAGGAAAGUGGAGUCAAAGUUGGCCAUGUUCAGUAUGUCUCUUGUCAGCCAUGGCCAAUGCCCUCCUCCUUAAUGAUUGGUUGCUUAGCUGUGGCAGUGUCUACAGAAAUUAAAGUUGACAAGAAUGAAAUAGAGGAUGCCCGCUGGUUCACUAGAGAACAGGUUGUGGAUGUUCUGACCAAAGGGAAGCAGCAGGCAUUCUUUGUGCCUCCAAGCCGAGCUAUUGCCCAUCAGUUAAUCAAACACUGGAUUGGAAUGAACCCCAAUCUCUAAAUCAAAUAACUAGAUUUUGAGUAUUAAUUGAUUUCUAAUAACUUAUUCCUCAAGUGAGUUAGAAAUAUUUAGUGCUCUUUGGAAUGUCACAACACAGUAUUGGAUUUCCGAAAUAUUUUCAACACGUACUUUCCAUCUUAACCAUAGAAUCUGUGUUUUUGUAAGUUACAACACUGCCUCAGAUUUUGUUAAAUCCAAGUCAGCCUCUCCAAAUUUUUUUUUUGGUUGUGCUCCACAACCAAAAUACGGUUUUGUGGAGCAAAACCAUAUUUCUAUUACGAAAAAUCAUGUUAUAAAGAUGGAUACUCUAAAAUGUAAACAAACCUAAAUUCCAGUGCCUCUUUAAAGCAUUAGACUGCUCACUGAAGUUCUAUUCUUGAGAAAUAAUUUUAAUGAAUUUUAAGCUUCAUUUCCAGUCAUUGUAUUACCAUAAAGGUUCUUUCAGCCGUCAGUAGCUGAUUUUUGUUCACUUCCCAUUGUAUUCCACUUUUUUUCCUGGUUUCACUGUUCUAGCAGUGGUGCUGUUAUAGUGCUACCAUGUGUCUGUUUUGAUCAGUGUUAAGAAUUUUCUACUUUAACAACUCUGCUAGUGAUCAGAAUACCAUGCCUUCGUGAAAGGAGAGUUUAGGUGAGAGCAUACCAUUAUGUAUGGGACCUCCCCCUUAAACCUAAAAUCAAUUAAUAUGUAUAGUUAUCUGUUACACUCAAAGUUGUUUUUAAGACAAAUCAAAAUUCUCUGCUUUCUCACUGAAAUCAAGUUUAUUUAAAGAAUUCUCAAAGAUCAGAUGUUUAAUAUUUCCCAGAUAGGUUUACAUAUUCAAUAAAAACACUGGCUUUAUGUCAUUUUGUGAUAAGGGAUUUAUCUGUAUUAGCAAAAAUUAUGUAAUCAUUACUAAUUGUAUUUACUAAACUCAAAUGUAACAUUUUGAUUUUGGCCUUAUUUCAACACAUUCUAAGAAGCCUUUAUAAAAUAAGUAUAUCUUAGAACUGAAUCAGCAAGAUUCAGAAAAAAGUAAAUUGUAGUAAUUCGCAAUUUCACAACAUAGAACUGUCAUAUUUUAUAAGGCUAUUUUGAAAUUGUUUUAAAAGCUAGUCUAUAAAUGUAUAAGUUUACAUAAUUUGGCUCUUUAAUAUUUUAUGUUAGAACUGGAAGAGACCAUAAGGAUAAUAUAUGUAGAUCAGUGACCUUUUAUAGAUAAAGAAA